AUGACAGACUCCAAACGUUCCAUUGAAGCUCGAGACUUGAUAUCAAGACUCAAACAGCUCAAACAAGACGACGCAUCUACUUAUGGCGCCGCUGAUAACAUGUCCAUCACUGGAGACCGAAGAGUCAACCGAGCCACCUCCUUCGACUCGCUCCCGCGCUUCACAAAGUCCUCAACCAUGUCCACCACCUCAUCGACCUCAACCCGGUUCUCUGGCUUGCAUUCAUACCCCAGCGCCGCAGUCCACCGUAAUAACGUUGAGGUCAGCCCGGGAGAGUUCAGUAUGCCGCGUGUUCCUAAGAGGAGUCGCAGGGGCACGAACGGGAGCGCUAGGAGCUCGAGGAGUGAGGGAAGGAAGAAGAAGGAUAGCUUCGAGGCACACGCGUAUGGCCGACACUCAAACCAGUGGCUGUUCAACGACUUCAGUAUCACGGAUGCUGUCAGAAAAGGCUGCGGAAAGGUGUUUGGAAGGAACGAUUAG
Molecule: messenger RNA, 480 nt
Organism: Ascochyta rabiei
Lineage: Eukaryota; Fungi; Ascomycota; Dothideomycetes; Pleosporales; Didymellaceae
Exons: 1
Coding region: 1-480 (159 amino acids)
Source: RefSeq, a predicted model, not a curated record